GCACGUCAUCUCUGCGUCCAACCAACCAUUUUUUUCAACGUGGCUAGCUUUCUCAAUUGCCAUGUCAUCUUAGUAGACUUCACGUUCAUUCUGUUCCGUGUUCAGCUGCCCCGCCAGCCGUUAACCUACUCUCUUCUCCUUCCUUAGUACUGUGAAUCUACGAUCAUGAGGGAGAGAGUUCAAGAACUGUCAAAAUAAAGAAGAAUCGGAAUUGAAGGAAAAAAAAUGAGAACAUCAUCGUCUAUGUCUUCAUUUCUUCGUCUAGGGUUUGCUCUACGAAGAAGAAUGUCCAAUAAAUUCGGGAAUGCGGUUCGCCAUUAUUGCGAUUUUCCCUCAGAGACCACAGGCCUACUGACACACUACAGGAAGUUAGUUGAGCAAGGGAGGCUGCAGCAUGACCCUUACCAAGAAAAGAUUGCUUUGGCAUUAGAAAAUUUGCGUGGGAGGCUAGAACAGUAUGAAAAGGAUAUGGAGGAAUAUCAUGUGAAGCUAGCCAUCUGGGAAAAGAACAGGGAGAAUGAGCGGCGCAGACUUUUGAUGGAGGAAGCUAAGCUGAAGCAGCAGGAUGAUGUCUGGACAUCAGUAAACAAAUAUCGGAAACGACUUUUGGAAAGAUGGAUGCUCCGGAAGAAACCUGAGAAUGUUGAACCGGGGGUGGGAAAGUGGGUUUCAUACCUUAACCGGGAGAAGAAAUUGGAUUCACUAGUUGGUCGCCGUCCAACUGCUCCUCCUGCCCCAAAAGGACUAUAUAUCUAUGGAAAUGUUGGGAGUGGGAAGACGAUGCUUAUGGACAUGUUUUAUGCUGCAACUGAAGGAAUUGUUAAACAUCGACAGAGGUUUCACUUUCAUGAGGCCAUGCUGAAGAUAAAUGAAGGAAUGCAUAAGUUGUGGAAGAACCAAGUUGAGGAAAAAUCUUUGCAAUCAAGCAUAUCUAGUUGGAUCACGAAUCUUCCAUUUGAUAUGAAAGUCAAGGAAUGGUUGGCUGCAGAAGAAAAAUAUAAGCGAGAUGUUCAAAUGAAAAACAUUCUUCCUACUGUUGCAGAUCAGUUUCUUGUUGACCAGCAAGCAUGUCAAAGAGGCGCCAGCAUUCUCUGCUUUGAUGAGAUUCAGACUGUUGACGUAUUUGCUAUUGUGGCCUUAUCUGGAAUUGUAAGCAGAUUAUUGACCACUGGAACUGUCCUUGUGGCUACAAGUAAUCGAGCACCAAGGGACUUAAAUCAGGAUGGCAUGCAGAAGGAGAUCUUUCUAAAGUUUGUCGCCAAAUUAGAGGAUCAUUGUGAUAUACUUCUGGUUGGAAGCGAGGUUGAUUAUCGUCGUCUGAUAGCCCAAAAAUCUAUCGACCAGGUUCACUAUUUCUGGCCUUUAGAUCGCAUUGCUCUAAGGGAGUUCGAGAAAAUGUGGUGUCACGUUACGAGUCAGUUUGAGGGAGAAAUCACGUCUAAUAUUAUUCCAGUGAUGUUUGGGAGAACAUUGGAGGUGCCUGAAAGCUGUAACGGAGUGGCACGUUUCACAUUUGAUUAUCUAUGCGGUCGGCCGGUAGGUGCGGCAGAUUAUAUUGCAAUAGCAAAGAAUUAUCAUACUGUCUUCAUCUCUGAAAUUCCAGUAAUGAGUAUGCGAAUCCGGGACAAGGCACGUAGGUUUAUCACGCUCAUUGAUGAACUUUAUAAUCAUCACUGCUGCCUAUUUUCCUCUGCUGCUGCCUCAAUAGAUGAUUUGUUUCAAGGAACUGAAGAGGGUACACUCUUCGAUUUGGAAAGUUUCCAGUUUGAAACAGAGAUAGAAGGUGGGAAACUUCGUCGUGAUGUUCUAGCAGAAGGCAAUGUGGGCUCAGGAGGUUCUUCAGUUGGCAUAAUUUCCAUGAUUUCUGGUCAAGAAGAGAUGUUUGCCUUCCGCAGAGCGGUCUCACGCUUGAUUGAAAUGCAAACACCUUUCUACCUCGAGGGAGUUCGAUCUCUUCACCCUUACUUCCAGACACAACAUCAAGAAUUUGGACAUAAUUUUCCAGCCCCUUUACAAGUUCAACCUCUAACCUGAGGAAUGAGCAGUAAUUUAAUCAUUCUUGCAUCCUUUGAAAUUCUUUAGCAUAUCCCAUAUUAGAAUAAUUUGGUUAAGCUUCUCUCUCUCUCUCUCUAUAUAUAUAUAUAUAUCAAAAAUUGUAAAUUGAUGUAUAUUUACAAGCAGAUUUUCAGGUAUAAUUGAUCCACCCCUUUCU
This is a messenger RNA of Carica papaya (papaya), 2212 nucleotides long. Its product is annotated as AFG1-like ATPase family protein. Gene Ontology annotation, molecular function: ATP binding; ATP hydrolysis activity. NCBI's taxonomy places the organism in Eukaryota, Viridiplantae, Streptophyta, Magnoliopsida, Brassicales, Caricaceae. Gene Ontology annotation, cellular component: mitochondrion; cytoplasm. The record is from RefSeq and is a predicted model, not a curated record.